Messenger RNA from Ficedula albicollis (Collared flycatcher), 1114 nucleotides. RefSeq lists its product as uncharacterized. The record is from RefSeq and is a predicted model, not a curated record. The coding region runs from base 125 to 1114 and encodes 329 amino acids. The transcript has 3 exons. NCBI's taxonomy places the organism in Eukaryota, Metazoa, Chordata, Aves, Passeriformes, Muscicapidae.
GCAGAGCUGGGCGCAGUCUGCAUCUGGCCUGAACUCCUACUGAGCAUGACUGCAAGGUUGUGACACCAGCAACGGAGAGCAGCUCCCGAUCCUCAGCUCUCCCCAUGUGCUGCAGAGGCCAAAUAUGACCGCAGAGAUGGGUGGUAACUGUGCCAUCUGCCAAGACUCUUGUGAUGACUUGGCUUCUGCUCUGCCCUGUGGCCACAAGUUCUGCCGGGGCUGCAUCCUGCAGUGGGCGCAGACAAAUCCAUCAUGCCCACUGUGCAGAGGAGCAAUAGAGACUGUCAGGUUUUCUGAUGAUGCAGAGACACCACCCCGAGCUGUCGGCGGUGUCCUGCCUGAGGUCUGGGCACGACUUUUCCGUCGACAACGGGAACUUCUGGACCCUGUGCGGACGUGGCUGAACCAGAGGGUGGAGACCAUCCAAAGGGAUGAGUGGUGGAUGGCAAGGAGCACACAGAGUGCCAUUCUGUAUGCUCUCUGUGUGUAUGGGCCAGACCAGGAUAACUUGAUCCAGAGCUUGCAGGAUGUCCUGGAGGAGCACACAGUGCCACUGGUCCAGGACACCAUUGACAUCAUUGUGAGACACUGCAGCUCAGAGGCCCAGAGGCUGCUGCACUCCCAUGCUGCUGCGGGUGAGGAUGACAGUCCAGAAGCCAGCAGCAGCUCCAGCAGCUCCAGUUCCAUAUUCUCCACCUCCUCUAUGUUCUCCAGCUUCUCCAUCCCUAACAACCCAAACAACCCAAACAACCUCAACUCCUUCAGCCCCAACAGCUCCAGCUCCCCUGGCCCCAACAGCCCCAAUUCCAGCUUCUCCAGCUCUUGGACACGGGUUCUAGCCAGCAGCCCUGAAGUCUCUGUGGAGGAAGAAGAGGAAGCUGCCACAAUGGAGGCCACCCCUGCCAGGGGUCAAAGCCACUCUCCAGCUAUGCCAGUGUCCCCAGAGCAGGACCAGCCCCAGGAGGAGGCAGGUCCCUCUGUCCAGAGCAGCAGACCCUCUGGUCUCACCCAAGGCACAUACUUCUCACCUGGGCGGCCCCAGCGGUCCCUAAAGAGAAAGGCUUCUGACCCUAAAGACUCUCCCCCCCUCUGCAAGAGAUCCCCCCGCCAGUAG